Messenger RNA from Polyodon spathula (Mississippi paddlefish), 3960 nucleotides. Its product is annotated as ataxin-2-like protein. Gene Ontology annotation, biological process: cytoplasmic stress granule assembly. The transcript is spliced from 23 exons. Gene Ontology annotation, cellular component: cytoplasmic stress granule. Lineage: Eukaryota; Metazoa; Chordata; Actinopteri; Acipenseriformes; Polyodontidae. The coding region runs from base 247 to 3522 and encodes 1091 amino acids. The record is from RefSeq and is a predicted model, not a curated record. Gene Ontology annotation, molecular function: RNA binding.
UGCGGUUCAGUCCGGGGGAAAAAAGAAAUAGGGUUAAGAAAAAUAACAGAAAACUAUUGAAAAAUACGAGUAAUUCCGUAAUAGCGCUGUGUACACGAGUGGUCUCUGUUUCUUUCUGGUUACUGUAGAAAAAUACGCCUAGGGUUUUAGUAUUACUUUUUUUUUUAUUAUUUUGCUAGCGGACGGAGAUUUAUUUUGGUUCUUUUUUUUAUUUUAAAAUCUAGUAUAAAAAGGAAUCGCCCUCCGAUGUUGAAGCAACAGCUGAGUGUUGGAGGCCGAAAAGCCCCUAACGGGACCGUCCCCACGGCGGGGUCGACCUCGUCCGCCAGCCCCGGGGGCAGCAGCAGGUCGGCCGCUGGAAGGGGCAGAAACUCUGGCAAGGGACCUCCACAGUCCUCUCCAGUCUUUGAGGGAGUUUAUAAUAACUCCAGAAUGCUGCACUUUCUUACUGCUGUAGUGGGUUCCACGUGUGAUAUCAGAGUGAAGAACGGAAACAUUUACGAGGGGAUAUUUAAAACCCUCAGCUCCAAGUGUGAGCUGGCAGUGGAUGCUGUUCACAAGAAGCCCCCCGAGCAGGUCUCUCCGGGAGGGGUGGGGGUGCCCCCCAAGAGGGAGGACAUCGUGGACACCAUGAUCUUCAAACCCGCAGAUGUUGUCACCAUGCAGUUCAAAAACGUGGACCUGAACUACGCAGCAAAAGACAAGUUCACAGACUCGGCGAUCAGCGGCUCCAAAGUGAACGGGGAGCACAAAGAAAAGGUGCUUCAGCGCUGGGAGGGAGGAGACAGCAACGGAGAGAGCUACGACCUGGAGAGUGACGCGGCGAAUGGCUGGGAUCCCAACGAGAUGUUUCGCUACAACGAGGAGAACUACGGCAUCAAGUCCACCUACGACUCUAGCCUGUCUCUCUACACUGUUCCUCUGGAGAAGGGCACCUCGGAGCAGUUCAGACAGAGGGAAGCCCGCGCUGCGAAGCUGGCCAGUGAGAUAGAGUCCAGCCCUCAGUACAGACAGAGGGUUUCAGUGGAGAACGACGAGGGCCGCUCAGAGGAAGACAAGUACAGCUCUGUGGUGCGGGAGAGAGACCGAGAUAGGGACAGUCCCAGGGACAGGGACAGAGACAGCCCCAGCCUCAGCAGUAGCAGGGAAGGCAAGUACACCCCCCUGCCUCAGCGGGCCCGCGAGAGUGGGGUUGUGAGGGGGUGUCUAAGGGGCUCCUCUGGGGGGGGCUCCCAGUCCCUGAGGGGGGCUCUGGGCAGCAGGACUGUGGGCAGCAUGUCUACCCUGCCCCCCAGGUCAGGCUCUGCUCACCCCUCCACUGACAGCAGUGGCCAGUCCCAGCCACGUGGGGGCUCCUCCCUGACAGAGACCAGCCUGGCCACACGUGGAUCCUACUCUGGCCACCAUCUCCACCACGCCUCCGGCUUCCAAUCCCACCAUGCUGAGCCACGAGGGUCCUUGCACCCCCCUUCCACGGACAUGGCCACGAGCCCCAGCCUUCAUGGCUCUGCUGUAGAAAGUGGUGGUGCUUCCCCUCUCUCGGUGGCUGGAGGUACUUCAGGCCUGCCCCCUCUAUCUGUUGCCACGCAAGCUCUGCCACGAGCCAUCACAGAGCCCAUGGCCCCCCAGUCCACGGGACAGCCACAAAGCAACCAGCUCUCUACUGGGAGCAGUGCAGGCAGCCCGGCAGGACAGGAGCAGCAGAGAGUGCUGAAUGGAGGUGCAUCACGCAUGUCUCCCAAAAGCCAGAGAAUUGCCAGUAGAACCAUCAAACCUACCCCCAGCCCCACAGGAACCGCCACCAGCGCAGGUGUGGCUCGUGCCUCCUUUCCUCCCCGUUCCCUCAAGUCUGGCUCCACCCAGGAUUCACCUUUGACCCCUCCCUACCUUGACAACACCCCCGUCUCCACAGUGACCAGCAAGCCCUUUGGCCCCUCCCCCACCCCCACCUUCAAUGUUGACGUUAAUGAGAUUAUCAGUUCUGGAGUAAAAGACAGAACUCUGGACAGUCCUGGAAAUGGCAUUGACACCACGAAGCCCUGCGUGAAAGCCCCCACGGAACACCAUCGGAACCAGUUGGAGGAGCUGAGGAAAUUCGGUAAAGAGUUCCGGUUGCAAUCCAGUGGUGGUGCUGUGGAUCCCGAGCCUGUUUCAAAGGACGUUGGCAGUGGUUCUGCUGACCCAAACCAGCAGAGGGAUAGCAGUGGUAGUUCUGUGGAGUCGUUACCUGUCCAGGCAGUUGAUCAACGGCAGCAGUCGGGCCUGUCUGAACCCCAGGCAGAGUCCUCUGCAGACAGGCAAUCUCCAGGGACACCUGCAGCAGCCAGGACUCCGAGCGAGAGUGAAGAGAGACCAGAAGGCCUACCAGACCAAGUGAAGAAAUCCACACUGAACCCGAAUGCCAAGGAGUUCAACCCCAACAAAUCUGUCCUCCCUGUGUCGAAGCAGACAAGCACCCCAACUCCCCCUCGACCCCAGACUCUGCCCAGCCCCUCGAUCACAGUCCUGCCCCCCCAAAACCAGGGAGGCAUCUACAACACCCCCUACAUCUCCAACGUCUAUCAGUUUCACAUGGGACCUGCUGUCCAGGGCCACCAGAUGUACCAGUACACAGUGUCUGCGGUGAGCCAGGGGAAAUACCAACGAGCCAAAGGCUCUGUGGGUCCUCAGCGCUCGGAUCAGCACCACACAGCCUCUGCCCCACCCAUGAUGCAGGCAGCCACAGCAGCAGGGCCCCCUCUGGUGGCGGCUUCUCCCUACCCCUCCUCCUAUAUCCAGUACCCCCAGCAAUACCCUGGACAGCAGGCAGUGAUGCAGGCCAUCCAGCACUACCAGUCUCAGCCGAUGUACCCCAUGCUCCAGGGAGGCAACCCCCGCAUGAUGACGUCAGGAGGGCACCCCCAAACCCUUGUUUCCUCUAGCACCCCACAGUACCCCUCUGCAGACCAGGGACCCCCACAGGCCAUGUACGCCACCGUCCCCCAGCCCUACCCUCACCACAGCACUCCCCUGCACCCCCACCAGCCCCAGCCAGCCACCACCCCCACUGGGAACCAGCAAGGAAGCCAGCACCCGGCACCCAGCCCAGUGCAGCACCAGCCUGGUCUGGGUUCAGGGCAGCCCCCUCAGCAGGGCCUGUAUCAUACGGGGGCCCUGACCCCCACACCCCCCUCCAUCACCCCUGGACCAAACUCCCAGUCCCCCCAGAGCGGCUACAGCCAGCAGCAGGUCUACGCCAUUCACACACAGCUGCAGCACGGCUACCCUGGCUUGGGGCAACUAGCGCAGGCUCAUGUUCAGGGUGCUCUCUCUCAGGGUCACCCUCACCCUCACCCCACCGGCUCCCACGGGCACCCCCAGGUCAUGCUGAUCCAUGCUCCCCCCCAGCAAGGGCAUGGGGCCCCCCCCAAUCACCCCGGGCAGGGGGGGCAACAGAGUGGCACGCACUACACCUACAUGCACCAGGUUCCAGUGCAGCCUGUCCCCACACAGCAGCUGUCCUUCCAUCCUCCUGGGAACUGAGGGUGAAGAGAUAAGGGGGGGGUGAUAGGUGUGGACUGACGAGAAUGCGCUAGAGUAACACCCCCCCACACACAGCCAGCCUACCCAGAGACCUGCACCCAGACUGCUUAAGGAACAGGGACCCUCCCUGCUGAGGAAGGGAAAAACAGACUGUGCUGCCCUUGCAAAACUUCAAAGCAGUUUGAGAUGACUUAUUUUACUUAUUUAUAAACUUCAGACUCUUCCCCCCUCCUCCCCCUCCCCUCCAUCCUUCUCUUGAACUUCCCUGUUUCGAUCACCCCCUUCCCUUUCUCUCCUCAUCCUCUUGAGUGAAGUUCUGGUCUGCAGACACCCAGGCGGAUGGGAAAGACAAACCUGAAAAAAGGACUCGACAGAAAUACAAAACUGACUUCUUUUACUUUGUUAAAAUAAUAAACAAAAAAUACAAAAAAGGACAAA